Messenger RNA from Gregarina niphandrodes, 1341 nucleotides. RefSeq lists its product as hypothetical. Lineage: Eukaryota; Apicomplexa; Conoidasida; Eugregarinorida; Gregarinidae. The transcript has a single exon. The record is from RefSeq and is a predicted model, not a curated record. Bases 1 to 1341 code for a protein of 446 amino acids.
AUGUUGAGCCCAGCGCUAAGUCCGGCGGGCGGAGUGCGAAAGCGUACGAGGAUAGCGGAGAUGCUGGAGAGCAGCCGGAAGAAACGGCAGGUGUUGAGAGAGGACUUGGAGAAAGACCGGCACCGGGACUUGCGGCGUGUCGGGGUGGAGGUCGGUUCGAAGGUUUAUGUGCGGUAUGAAUAUGACGACCUGUUGGAGGAGGAGAAUACGGAAGAGCCUAUAGUGCUGGAGAGCAAGGUGGUAUGGUGGCCGGCGAAAGUGUGCCUGUACCGCGGUCCGGGCUCUUAUGCUCCGGGUGGUACGGAAGACGGCAUCCUGCGGCCGGUGCGAAAAGACGGGGCCUCUUCGCGGAAAGAAGUUUCUGCACAGGAGGAAGACAGCGGGCGAAAAGCGGAGGACGAGGCGGGUGAAGAAGAACAAGAUGUUAAGGACGGGCCGGAGGCGGGGCAAGAGGUGAAGGAGGGGCCGGAGGCGGGGCAAGAGGUGGAGGGAGAGCAAGAGGGCGGUAGCACUGUCUCCGAGGUAGCUGCCGGUGUGGAUGGGUCCCGGGAACCGGCGGUCUUACGAAUACACGCGGAGGAGGAGAGCUCCAGUGUUUGCACACGUGUGUGCUCAGACACAAGUGUGUGCACAGAGACCGUAGUGCGCACAAUGUGUUCGGAAGAGGGUGCGGAAGGAGAGGAGCGAUUGUACAAGGCGGCUGAGGUCUUUGAGUCGAUGAGGGCGAGUUUCUCGCGAGGGGCGUACGUCGAUCGGAUGGCGGAGUUGGUUCGUCAGAAUGAGGAUAAGGUGGUGUAUUUACUAAAUUAUGAGGGUCGCGAUGAGUUCCCGCCUGAGUCGGUACCCUGUUUCUUUUUGGACAAGGAGAAUCUUGUGCACCUACAUCAAGCAUGGGGUUUUGCGGCCUAUCGUACGGACCUGGUUCCCAGUGACGAAGAGGAAGAAGGUUUGUUCUUGGACGACCUUGACUCUGGCUCUAUUGUCGGUCAAAUUGCCGACAAAGUGAUUACCGUCAUUAGUCGUUUCUAUAAACAUGCCGAAACCCUUAAUACGAAGUCCAUUUCUGCCGAUGAUGUCUGGGCCUAUUUUGACCAAAUACCAGAGGUCACCCUUAUCCUAUCCAAGAGACCAAACCAAACCGGACCAGUGGAAGACCACUCCAUCGUACAUGUAACUUCCAACUUCACCCCAACAGACUUCCCCGAACCAGCUGGCGACACUUCACCACUCGAAGCCAGCUCCGCCCAACUUACGGACGGCGAAAACGUCCGGAUCAACGACCAACUAGAGACCACUCCCUCCCUCCAGGACGCUCCUUUCCCCAGACGACCCGACCCCUAA